AGACGAAACAUCACAUUCUGUUGAUCGUAACUUCGUGACUCGAAGGCUGUGUAUACAAGCCACAGCCAGCCCCAGUGGUAUCAAUAAAGCACUCUCCGUCGCCCACAAAACCAUCACUUACCUACCUACCUUACUUACCUUACUUUUGAACAUCAACAUACCGACCUCGACCACAACAACCUCCCCAAUACAGCGUUCGAAGUACACGUGCCACGCGCCGCGCAUCGAGUCCCGAUUGGACCUCCCGAAACGCCUAGCUGCAGAACAAUAUGGCGACCGAGGUGCCUCCAACCAAGGCUGAUGAAGGAGUUGAUGAUUCGCCCAUUGUCGUGAACAGCGAGCGAAGAGACAGUCUGGACAAGAAACUGCAGCUCCGUCCCGACGAGACAGAUCUGAAGAAUCGACAUAUUUUAUUGGACAAUACUGCGGCUCCUGCGCUUCAGGCGAGGGCAGCAGAACUAGAGAGGCAGAGGAUUACGGACAAUCUGAAGAAGGGCCUGUCACACCGUCCAGAAAAGGAAAUACUGGUGCAGAGAAACAUCUUGCUCGAGUCUUCUGCGGCUCCGGGCAUUCAAGGCCAGCAGAGAGAGUUGCAAAAGCACAUGCGAGCAGACAGUCUGGAGAAACAUUUGCAGCACCGUCCUGACAAGGAUGCUCUUCUCAAGGAGGGUAUUUUGAAGGAUGAGCAAUCCGUGUCCGAGGCUUGAUCUCUCAUCAGACCAUUCCAGUGUUUAGCUGAGAUUUCAGUGACAUGCAGGGAAGGCGGUACGACAAUAGGACUUGGGGAGUCUUUGGCAGUGUGGCAUGUGUUCUCAUUUGGGGGGACCUGGCAGUGUCUCAUGUUACAGACGACGGGAUGCAACUAAGUGGGUUGUGUUGCGUUGCAUGUGGAGGGGGUACUACUUUGACAGGCUGGCUGGACGCGUGUGCUCUGUCACGCAGGCGAGACAGUGGAAUGAAGCGUCGAUGCGUGAGAGGCUGUAGCAAGAAGCGAGAACAGCAUGAUCUCCUACAUUAGGUAGCGAUAGCAAAUGCCAGACGACUUUGAAAAACCGA
Molecule: messenger RNA, 1056 nt
Organism: Sphaerulina musiva SO2202
Lineage: Eukaryota; Fungi; Ascomycota; Dothideomycetes; Mycosphaerellales; Mycosphaerellaceae
Exons: 3
Coding region: 270-707 (145 amino acids)
Source: RefSeq, a predicted model, not a curated record